Messenger RNA from Laetiporus sulphureus 93-53, 849 nucleotides. RefSeq lists its product as uncharacterized. The record is from RefSeq and is a predicted model, not a curated record. The transcript is spliced from 2 exons. Bases 199 to 696 code for a protein of 165 amino acids. Lineage: Eukaryota; Fungi; Basidiomycota; Agaricomycetes; Polyporales; Laetiporaceae.
CCGGAAUUGUAUGCGUUAAAAGCACUCUGAAACACUUGACAGGAUCCUGGGUAGGCUGAGUCAGUGGACAUUUGAACUCCGCUGACCGUUAGCGCUUUCGGAGCGUGAACACUACAACACAGCGCCGCGAAACAAAGCGAGACAGCUAGUCGCUCAUUUCAUAGCGCUCCAGCGCGCGCGAGCUCAUCGCCGACGACGAUGGCAACAGCGUCCAGCAGCCGCCAGAACUCUCGCUUUUCCUCCUUCAACGUAUUCAAGUUCUCCCCAAGCGCCAAGCCGCCCCCUCCACCGCCCAAGGACCCGCUCUACGCCUGCAAUCCAUCCCUUCCUUCGCUCAAUCAUUCCUUACCCCAGGACUUGUUAACUUCUCCGCAGCAGGCUCCUUUGUACUCCCAGUACUCCAAGUAUCCUCGCAGCCCAUCGCCAUCUCCGUCGCACGCGCCGAGUCGCAUGACCAUGUCCACCACUUCAUCCUCGUCUGCUGUAUCUCCGGAACCUGCAGGACUCAGGAAGAGCCUUCAGAAACUGUCCAGCUUUGGACGGCGGCCAAAGACACCCAAGUCUCCAGAGACGGAUCCUAUGGACCUACAACCUCCCGAACCAGCGGACGAUCCAUCCAUCUCGCUCCCGUGGAACUUCCAGGUACGAUGCUCGCUUUCCAACAACCGCUUGUCUCACCAGCAGUCUACAGCAUAACUUGCAUGUCGACGAAAAUUGCAACGGCAUGCCGCCGACGUGGUCAGCACGACUCGCGGAAAUGGGGCUAAACGAAGAGGAGAUAGCCACAAUACAGGCGCGUCGAGCGGCGACGCGGACGAAUGUCAAGUCGAUCUAUUCUUUCAACAAUGA